Molecule: messenger RNA, 825 nt
Organism: Botrytis byssoidea
Lineage: Eukaryota; Fungi; Ascomycota; Leotiomycetes; Helotiales; Sclerotiniaceae
Exons: 3
Coding region: 1-825 (274 amino acids)
Source: RefSeq, a predicted model, not a curated record
AUGGCUACCAAAUUUAAUCUACCUGUCGCAUCGACGCAAGAGCGCAGACCCGUGCGACACGAUAUCAAUGAAGACAAAAAGUCUGAGAAGCUUAGAACGAUGUACUUGUACACUAUGAUGUUUCUCUCGAUAGCUUCUCCUAUUCUUUAUGAAUCCUCUCUCAUUGUUUGGUCUAUCAAUGUUCUUUGCACUGUUGCUCUUAUGAUAGCUGUCCUUCGGACACAUCCUGAAGAAAUUAAAAAGUUUGGCCCUGUGGUAUUCCCGACAGCCAGCUUGUUCUUAGUGAUGAUAGUGUUCACAAGUCGUGUAUCACUAUUAGAAAUUAUGCCUUGGAUACCAUUUGCCUUUUCCAUAUGGCUUUUGAUCACUGUUUACUCUUGCCCAGCAACGGUAUCACUCGUUCAAGAAGUCCUCAAAGGAGCAAGGCUAGAUUCAUCAAAACAUGGCCAUUAUAUCCAUAACUUUAUCCGAGAUGUCGAGGAAGGUCAGAACCAAGCUCCAAGCUUUGGCUUUAAUCAGAAGGAGCCUUUGGAACGAGUAUCGCAGUCUACAAUGGAUCACCAGCUUGCAUUUAUGGGUCGUCCUACUUCAAUCAUAAGCACAACGCCCAGUGAUAUUGAUUUAGAUGAAGGUAAUUCGACCGCAAGGUUGGUAGGCGCCAGACUUCUGUCCCAUUUUCAAGAAGAUAGUGGCGAAUCCAUGGAAUUCCUGGAAGAAUUGAGGCUCCACACACAGGACCAUUUUACAGACUCCCUCGAGGCUUCGGAUGAUUCUUUGAUAGGCCACUACUCAACAACAGGGUCGGCAUUCUACGACCACAUAUGA